Molecule: messenger RNA, 1624 nt
Organism: Trichomycterus rosablanca
Lineage: Eukaryota; Metazoa; Chordata; Actinopteri; Siluriformes; Trichomycteridae
Gene: rnf25
Product: ring finger protein 25
Exons: 10
Coding region: 12-1517 (501 amino acids)
Biological process (GO): protein ubiquitination
Cellular component (GO): nucleus
Molecular function (GO): ubiquitin protein ligase activity; protein binding
Source: RefSeq, a predicted model, not a curated record
AGCGGGGCAACAUGGCUGCUGAGAGCGACGUCCUGUCUGAGAUCGAGGUUCUACAGUCCAUCUAUGUGGACGAGCUGACAGUCACACACACAGAUGAUGGAGGAUGGACAGUUAGUAUACUCCUCCACCCUUCGACUGGAGAAGACUGCCUGGCCCAGUUUGUACGCCUCACGCUCACGAUGGACCUGGAUCCACAGUACCCAUCAUCUCCUCCUCGCAUCUCUAUUUGCAACCCACGAGGUCUCUCUGAUGACAAGCUGCUCAGUUUAAAACAGAGUUUGCAGAUGGAGGUAGAAUCGUGUACUGGGAUGCCUGUUUUGUAUCAGCUUAUUGAGAAGGCGAAGGAGGUCCUGACCGAGAGUAAUAUUCCCCACGGGAACUGUGUCAUCUGUCUCUAUGGGUUUAAGGAGGGCGAGGUGUUCACCAAGACGAGCUGCUACCACUAUUUUCACUCUCACUGCCUUGGUCGCUACAUCACCCACUCAGAGGAGGAGCUGAGAGAGCGAGUGAAGGAGCUGGAGAAGGACAAGACCAGAGAAGGAGCAGAUGAGGAGCUGUCUGUCGUUUGCCCCGUGUGCCGAGAGCCACUGACGUAUGACGUAAAUACCCUGCUUUCAUCACCGGUUCCGAACAUCCCUCAGCAGGAGGAUGAUGCGGUGGGUGCCGAGUUUAAAAGGAAAUGGGCUGAUCUUCAGAAGAUUCUGGAACGGCAGAAAGAGAGAGGAGGAAUCAUCGAUCCCGAGGCCGAGUCUAACCGCUUCCUGAUUCACAUUAAUGAAGUCCCUGCUGAACCUACAGACGCCCCAUGCACCGAUGCACCAAAUUCUGAACCCACCGCACCACCUCCUUUACCUUCCCCUGAAAGUCUAAAUCCAGCUCCUCUUCCUCGAGCAGAGAGCACAUCGCGGGAAUCCCAGCGCAGACCUUAUGGCAGGAGGCCACAUUGUGACUAUAAAGGAGGCAAAGGAGGGCGGGGACGAGGAGGUAGAAGAGGAGGCGGACCAGCACCUUAUAGAACGGCUCAACCAGUGGUCGACGGACUCGCCAAACUCCGUCUGUCUUCAGAGACGGAGAGCGGCCCCACAAAGUGCAGCAUGCCGACCCAGAACAGUGACGACUGUGUAGAACGUAGAGAACUUUCUGUUGAGUUAAACCAGCCUGUAAAGCCAGUAGUCGAGGAGUGCAUCACAUCAAGUGACCAGGAGUCUCCAGAACCUGAACACGAACUCCCAGUCGAUCCAAACGUCUCGGCAGACGCUGUUCAGCCUGUAAAGCCUGACAGGCAGCUUGAAAGUGAAAACAGAGAAAGAGGAAGGAGACACGGGUCACACAGGCCACCGUACAGCGACCGGCAUGACAGAAAUGCUCCGAGGGAUAAUUCCGGGAGUGCGUAUCACUAUAGAGGAGGGAGAGGACACAGGGCGAGAGGUGCCGGCUUUAGUAAUCAUUACCGAGGACGUGGGAAAGGCUUCCAGCAGAGAACUGAAAGUGAUUUUAGGAAGGAAGGGGUUCUCUGACAGUGGAGGAAGAGAGGAGCCCAGACACAGACGCUUCUCUCCCUGCUGUAUCGCCUGUACCUGCAUCAUAGCUGUGUCUAUAAUAAAAUGCUUCACUGUAUAGACCA